Molecule: messenger RNA, 2233 nt
Organism: Ictalurus furcatus (blue catfish)
Lineage: Eukaryota; Metazoa; Chordata; Actinopteri; Siluriformes; Ictaluridae
Gene: sostdc1a
Product: sclerostin domain containing 1a
Exons: 2
Coding region: 108-743 (211 amino acids)
Biological process (GO): negative regulation of Wnt signaling pathway; negative regulation of BMP signaling pathway
Molecular function (GO): BMP binding
Source: RefSeq, a predicted model, not a curated record
GUCAACUCCGGUCGGACUGCAGCUUCAUCAUCGUCAUCCUCCUCCUCCUCAUCAGCAUCACUGGCAUCUUGUCCAAGCGCGCGGCUGAAUUCCUUUUUCCUAGAGCCAUGCGCGUGCACAAGGAUGAAUCGCGCAACCUCUUGUUUUUGUUGUGCUUUUUGAUGAAGACCAGUGCUGCUAUAAAGAACGACGCUACGGAGAUUGUGUAUCCCCACAUGGCGGAGGAUCCCAGAGAAGAACCCGCGGAUGAAGCGGCUCUGAAUCGCGCGCGCGGUGGAGGUAGGGGGUCCGAGAGCGCGGCACGGGAUCGAGCCGAUCCAGGUCCAAUGGGCUGCAGAGAACUGCGCUCCACGAAGUACAUCUCGGACGGCCAGUGCACCAGCAUCAACCCCAUUAAAGAGCUGGUGUGUGCAGGAGAGUGCCUCGCUGCCCAAGUGCUCCCCAACUGGAUAGGAGGAUAUGGUAAAAAGCCGAGGAGCCGACGGGGCAGCCAGGACUGGCGCUGCGUUAAUGACAAGACCCGCACCGAACGCAUUCAGCUGCAGUGCCAGGAUGGCAGCACCAGGACCUACAAGAUCACAGUGGUGACUGGCUGCAAGUGCAAACGUUACCUGAAACAGCACAAUGAAUCAGCAAACAAGUCUGAGAGCAUUACUCAACGUCAGCAGAUCCACAAGCCCAAAAGCAAGCGGAAGCACCGGAAUAGCAAGGUGAACGGGAAUUGGCACGAGUCGGAGUCCUGAGGCUCUGAAUGAAUAUUUAAAAAAUAAAGACUCUGGACUACCUGUGAAAAAAGGACCGCAGAGAGCUCAGGAGCAGUGGACAAUGAUUAUAAGGAUAAAAAGAUUGAAUGGAAAUUGAUGGCUAUUCCAGAUGAAAUGGCUUCAGACCAAACUCAGCCUUCAGCAAAGUGCCACACAAUCACUGCUCGUGCUUCCUAUACAAUCCAUAACGACUUUAUGCCAGAGAUUGGCAUUUCAGUAUAUCGAAAAUAUCAUCUGACCAUGACCAUCUCUCUGUGAGAAAUCAUAUCACUGGCUGUAAUAUGCAUCAAAAGCCAGAUGACUCUGAAUAUCUCAUGUUUGAGAACAAUAUAGCUGUGUAAAUAAACUAAAUACAGUCUCUGUGUGUAAAUACAUUGCAUUUACAUAUGUAACUGCAAGAUAUUUAGUUAUUGUUAGCAAGUAUACACUGAUGUAAUAUAUUCUGUAUUGAUGUUCUCAUCAUGUGGUUCAUCUAAUCCUUCAUAUACAUGUAAUUUUAUGCAGGCAUUAUAUUGCACUAUUUCAUAUGAUGGCAAUUUCACUGUUUUGACGUAAAAGUAUUAAAUGGUCAUAAUUUCGAAACACCUCUUUUUUUUUUGUCUGUUUUCUUUGGUCUCCUUUCCUUUUAAUGUCUUAAAGCAGCAUCCACACAUUGUCAGUUUGUAAUACAUUAACUGUUGUCACUAUGCAUACCAGAUCAAGAUCAUACACACUUAACUCGUUAUACAUUAAUCUGAAUGCGGCUUGUUAUAUAUUUUCAUACAUCUUCUAGUUAUUGAGAAUUGACCAGCUAUGUUUUCCUAAAUACUUGUAGUGUUUGUGUAUACUAGUAAUCUAUGGACUUUCACUCAUAACUCAAUUAGCUCUGAUCCAAAAUGGGACCACAAUGUGUUAUAUUUCUGACAGUAUCCUUCACAUACAGGUUUUUGAAAGGGGGCAACAUGGGGGAAAGAGCACACUAAGCACCAUGUUAUAUCUGAUCAUUAUUCACAUAAUAACAUUACAGUGUUGGCUUCACAGUUGCUCUAUAAUUCAUGAUACUCAGGAGAUUUGAGACAAAUACCCUAAACAUACAUAAUGAUAUCAUUUAUUAAGUUUAUAUGGGGUAACAGUGGCUUAGUGGUUUGUAUGUUUGCCUCACACCUACAGGGUUGGGGGCCUCUGCCCCAUGUGUGCGGAGCUUGCCUGUUCGCCCCGUGCUUUGGGGGUUUCCUGAACACUGACUGGCAUAUCCAAAUUGUCUCUAGUGUGUGAAUGUAUGUGCGAUGGGUUGGCACCCUGCCCAGUGUGUCCCCCACUUUGUGCCCUUGGAUAUUUACAUUUACUUUUUAUAGCAGACACGACUUACAUUUAUCUCAUUUAUACAACAGUGCAAUUGAGGGUUACAACAGUGGUGGCUUGAACUCCUGACCAGUAACCCAGAGCCUUCAACCACUGAGCCACUACUGCUCCCCUGCAACCCUGUGUAU